Messenger RNA from Ficedula albicollis (Collared flycatcher), 1416 nucleotides. It is a transcript of the gene DUSP12, whose product is annotated as dual specificity phosphatase 12. Gene Ontology annotation, molecular function: protein tyrosine/serine/threonine phosphatase activity. The transcript has 6 exons. The record is from RefSeq and is a predicted model, not a curated record. Bases 1 to 810 code for a protein of 269 amino acids. NCBI's taxonomy places the organism in Eukaryota, Metazoa, Chordata, Aves, Passeriformes, Muscicapidae. Gene Ontology annotation, cellular component: nucleus. Gene Ontology annotation, biological process: protein dephosphorylation.
AUGCGGCAAGCGGUUCGGGAAGGCUGUACCUUCCGAGGCAAAAAAGGACGAGUUAAGGCAAACAUUCGUGGCUGCAGGGAGGAGAAUCGCCCCGGCACGCACAGCCGCACGACGAUCACUGCGGAAAUCAUUCCUCCCGCUCUGGCAAGGGAAACGGAAAGCAGCGCCGUGCCGGGGGCGGCGCUUCCCCGCCGCCUGCAGAUCGGAACCCCGCGCCCCCUCACGCCCUCUCGCCCCCGCCGCAGGGUGAACCCGGGCUUCCAGGGGCAGCUGAAGCUCUACGAGGCGAUGGGCUGCGCCGUGGACACCAGCAGCGCCCUGUACAAGCGGUACCGGCUGGAGAUGCUCAGCGAGAGGUUCUCCGAACCUCAAGACUUGCCCCGAGAAGUCUUUGCAGUUGAUCCUACCACUAUAUGUCAAAAAUUGAACACAGAGAUUCUUUACAGAUGCAGGAAAUGCAGACGCGCUCUGUUCCGUAGCUCCAGCAUUUUGUCCCACACGGAAGGAAUCGGACUGACAGCAUUUGCCCACAAGAGGAUAACAAACUCUGCACGGCUUUCUGGGAAUGGCCAGGAAAAGUGCACCUCAUACUUCAUCGAGCCUGUGCAGUGGAUGGAACCAGCAUUGCUCGGAGUAAUGGAAGGACAGCUUCUGUGUCCCAAAUGCAUGGCAAAGUUGGGCUCCUUCAGCUGGAGAGGGGACCAGUGUUCCUGUGGCCGCUGGGUGACUCCGGCCUUCCAGAUCCACAAAAGUAGAGUGGAUGAAGUGAGGACGCUGCCAGUUGGUAACUUCCAAAUUGCCAAAACCUGAACUCAUCACUUCACUUGGUGGAUUUCUUAAUACCUACUGAGAACUACUAGUCCAUGGUUGCCAGGAAAUGAGUUUAUGACUUCCACCCCUUUGUGAGGCAGAAUUACUUGAACACCUUCAGCUUGCUCUAUCUCUCCGUAUGUUCUAUGAAAUAUCAGGACACUUUCUACAAAGAGGUGUUACAGGGUAACAAAUCUACAAAAUAGGUCAAAUGUGAUGUCAUUUAUGUUUUGCUGUUCACAGCAGGUCUCCACUCCUUAUUCAAGGGGAGUUGCUGUGUCCAGUAGUGCUGCUCAGCUUCUGAUCCAAAGUGUCAAGUGCCCUAAAAUGGUACAAUUACAGUUGGUUUGCAUGCCCGGCCACAAAAGGCAAACUUACACUUUUAUUGUAUUAAAAGUAAUCCUAAAAAUCCUGCCCUAAGAGUAUUUACUACUUUGUAACUCUUUCAUGUAAUGUGUGAGGAGACUGUGCAAGCUGUAAUGGAAUGAGAGAACUGAAGUAAAGAGUCCAUGCCAAAUUACUGCUUACAGUUUUAAAGAAAUCCCUUAAGUGAUGAAGUAAUUUUUUUUAAGCAAGCUGUGACCUUUUGUGAUGGGCUGCUGUGUA